CACCCACUCCCCCACGGCGGCAUCCGUCGAAAUCCGCAAGGGCAGCCAGGCGAGGCGACGAGAGAGUGGAAAACGAGAGAGGGGUAGAGAAAAAAAAAAUGCUGCGCCACGCCGCCCGCCGUCUCGCCUCCCGCGCCGCAGUGGCGCCCACCGCCCGCCGGGCGCUCGCCACGGCGGAGGUGCCCGCGGAGGCCGCCGAGGACUCCACGUUCGUGGAGGCGUGGAAGAAGGUCGCCCCCAACCUCGAGCCCCCCAAGACGCCCAUCUCCCUGAUGCAGCCGCGCCCGCCCACUCCGGCCGCCAUCCCCACCAAACUCACCGUUAACUUCGUCCUCCCAUACAAGUCCGAGAUCGCCAACAAGGAGGUUGACAUGGUGAUCGUACCAGCUACUACUGGUCAGAUGGGUGUUUUGCCAGGCCAUGUUGCAACAAUUGCUGAGCUCAAGCCUGGUGUUCUCUCAGUACAUGAGGGGAACGAUGUGACCAAGUACUUUGUGAGCAGUGGGUUUGCAUUCGUCCAUGCAAACUCCAUAGCUGACAUUGUUGCUGUUGAGGCGGUCCCUGUGGAUCAGAUCGACCCAGCCUUGGUCCAAAAGGGUCUCGCUGAUUUCACUGCCAAGCUUGGGUCAGCCUCAACUGACUUGGAGAAGGCUGAGGCUCAGAUUGGAGUCGAUGUCCACAGUGCGCUCAAUGCUGCAUUGACCAGUUAAUUGAUGACACCUCAAGUUGUUUGCGUCUGUCUUUUGCAUCUACAUUUUUAGAAUGUGAGUUGGAAGUUUGCAUACUCAUGGACAUGGGAUGGAGGGAAUGAUCCUAAAUAAAUUAUACUCCAUCUAAAACAAGGACUUUUGUUUCUUCUUUUACAUGAAUCCUGCAUGGAUUUCUUUUUGUACUGGUGAAUAUUUUUCCUCUGAGAUCCAAGACCUGGUGCUGCUUUCAGUUUUCA
Messenger RNA from Panicum hallii, 946 nucleotides. RefSeq names its product ATP synthase subunit delta', mitochondrial. The transcript is spliced from 2 exons. The coding region runs from base 99 to 710 and encodes 203 amino acids. The record is from RefSeq and is a predicted model, not a curated record. Gene Ontology annotation, biological process: proton motive force-driven ATP synthesis. Lineage: Eukaryota; Viridiplantae; Streptophyta; Magnoliopsida; Poales; Poaceae. Gene Ontology annotation, molecular function: proton-transporting ATP synthase activity, rotational mechanism.